This is a messenger RNA of Sinocyclocheilus rhinocerous, 2382 nucleotides long. RefSeq names its product proton-associated sugar transporter A-like. Gene Ontology annotation, molecular function: sucrose:proton symporter activity. The transcript is spliced from 7 exons. Gene Ontology annotation, cellular component: membrane. The record is from RefSeq and is a predicted model, not a curated record. Gene Ontology annotation, biological process: transmembrane transport. Bases 243 to 2219 code for a protein of 658 amino acids. NCBI's taxonomy places the organism in Eukaryota, Metazoa, Chordata, Actinopteri, Cypriniformes, Cyprinidae.
AUUGGCGCGGGACGGGAGGGGCGAUGCCGUGACGUCACGCGGGAGAGCCGAUGGACGGGAGGAAGAGAGAUGCGAGAACAGGGCAAGACCGGAGGAGCACGAUAAAAACUGAGAAAUGACCGCGCCAGAAAGCACGCAAAAACACGAAACGUUAAACAGCGGCGUCAACAUGAUGCGUCCUUCCGUCUGCUGUUUGCAAGCCAGUAAUGCAUGAAGAGCAUCCCGGAUAAAGUGUGAGCAGAAUGUCAUCUCCUGGAAUGGGCACCCCGAGCGACCCCCUCCUGUCCAGUCCUGUAGGGGGGAAGUUCGGGACUGCCCAGGAAGGCACCUGGAGACCCACUCUAUCCAAAACGUCCAGUUUCCCAUCGUCCACCACACGGCACCUCAGUCACAGAGCCAACAACUUCCAGAGGCACCCGAAGCGACGGAAACUGAUCAGGCCGUCUCCGCCGCCGCCGCCGAACACGCCGUGCCCCCUGGAACAGCUCGACCUGAGCGAACUUCCACCGAGACGCACUUUCCCCGAGCUUCUCUUCAAUGGCUGCAUUUUGUUUGGGAUCGAGUUCAGCUACGCGAUGGAAACGGCGUACGUCACGCCUGUGCUUCUUCAGAUGGGGUUGCCCGACCAGUUCUACAGUCUUGUGUGGUUCAUCAGUCCAAUUUUAGGAUUCCUUCUGCAACCAAUUCUUGGGGCAUGGAGUGACCGAUGUACGUCUCGCUUUGGCCGCAGGAGACCUUUUAUUUUUGCCCUGGCAAUAGGGGCUCUGCUGGGUCUAACACUGGUGCUGAAUGGACGGGACAUUGGAACGGCUGUGGCGGACACCACCCUGGAUCACAAGUGGGGCAUCGUGCUGACGGUGUGCGGUGUGGUUCUGAUGGACUUCAGUGCCGACUCGGCGGACAACCCCAGUCAUGCGUACAUGAUGGAUGUGUGUAGCCCAGAGGACCAGGACCGAGGCCUAAAUAUUCACGCUCUCCUGGCAGGUCUUGGCGGCGGCUUCGGCUACAUUGUGGGUGGCAUUAACUGGGACAAAACUGAGUUCGGAAGGUCGAUAGGUGGCCAGCUCCGGGUCAUAUACCUGUUCACCAGCAUCACCCUCGCCGCCACCACGGCCAUGACCCUCACCAGUAUCCCAGAGCGACUUUUACCCCAGUCCCAGCCUCAAACCAGAAGCACCCGCAACCUCAAGAGCCCCAAUCUGCCUCUGCCGCCCUCCCCACCUCCUCCUCCCGGAGCCUCUGCGGACCAGGACGACGAGGACGAGGACGAAGCCCUUUAUAACAGCCAGUUCGCCAAUUGCCGCUACCAGGAUCCACUGGGCCGCUCGAGUAGCGCCAACGCACGUCUCUACGCAGGCCUCACCAGCCCCAUUUCCCCUCUGAGUCCUCUGACGCCCAAAUACGGCAGCUUCAUCAGUCGGGAUAACUCGCUCACGGGCAUUAAUGAGUUUGCUUCCUCCUUAGGCACCUCCUACAUAGACAGAGUAUUGAUUGAAUGCUACACCGGACAGCAGACUCCAUUAGAACCCGAGGCGGUGGCUCCGCCUCUUCCUCCCGGGGACACGCCCCCUCCUCCUCAAAGUCAAACGCCUGCUGCAAAGGAAGUUGCACAGCAAAACAAACUCUCGCAGCCUAAUGGAGAGCUGUUGGCAACUGAAGUGCUGCAAGCUAAUGAGCAAAAGCAAGCCACUGAACCUGCUGACCAGCCUAAUGAGGGCCAACAGGCUGCGUCAGGGUCACAGCGAGGCAGUACCUCAGGGAUACUGAAGCGCCCCCAGAGCCUGGCCUUAAUGGAGGACCCGCUGAUUGCUCCGAGCGGUGGUUUGGACAGCGGUCGUAGACGCACUGUCACCUUCAGUCAACAGUUAGCUGUGAAGACAAUUCUCUUCUCUUCUCUCUGUACGCUGCCUUACUCUCUGCUCUGUGAAUACUACCAGAGCCCGCAGUUCUGCGGCUCAUCAGAGGACGGGACCAGGCGUGGUAUGGGGGUGGACAUCUCCCUGCUCAGCUGCCAGUACUUCCUGGCACAGAUCCUGGUUUCGGUGGCGAUGGGCCCUCUGACAUCGCUGGUGGGUGGGGCCCAGGGCGUGAUGUACUUUGCGAGUCUGAUGUCAUUUGUGGGGUGCCUGUACUCCUCACUGUGUGUGGUGUACCAUCUGCCACCACCCGAGGGUGAGCCUCCCCAGAGUGAGACGCAGCCACUGCUGGUGCACAUUUAGACCUGGUCUCUCACACACCGGGUCCAAAAUUAACACUCCAGAAGCAGCAGACCGGUAACUUUUUGCAACAUGAAUUAAACUAUAAUGCAAAACGAUAAAGCUCUUUGAUAUCUGGGAAUCAAAGAAAAGAAAUCCAAACACUUCAAUGAAUAAAAGAUCAAUG